Molecule: messenger RNA, 1699 nt
Organism: Dermacentor silvarum
Lineage: Eukaryota; Metazoa; Arthropoda; Arachnida; Ixodida; Ixodidae
Product: glutamic acid-rich protein-like
Exons: 3
Coding region: 104-553 (149 amino acids)
Source: RefSeq, a predicted model, not a curated record
AUCCCUUGUUCCACAUCGCUUUACAUUACUUACUUGAGCACCCCAGAGGCUCCAUUUCAAGUAUCUCGCAAUUUUCUGCAGCUAGAAGAAAACGGCAAGAAAUAUGUCCAGGACAAUUGUCUGCUUUUUGUUAUUAACAUUGGUUAUAUGCGUCAUCGAAGCGUAUCCAAAGUCGAAGAUUCAAGAAGCUUCUGAGCACGAAGGCGGUCAGCUGAGCCCUUUACGGAAGAAUUUCUUGGCAGAGGAAAGAAGAGAAACCGCAAGCAGCGAAGGCAACAUACACAGCUACAUGGCCUUGGAGGGUGAAAUUAAGGGGGAAGAAGAGGAGGGUGAAGAUGAUGACACCGAUGAGGAUGACGAUGAGGAUGAGGAUGACGAGGAGGAUGAGGAUGACGAGGAGGAUGAAGAUGAGGACGACGAGGACGAUGAGGAAGAGGAUGAUGAGGAAGAUGAUGAGGAUGACCAGGACGAUGAGGAUGACGAGGACGAUGACGAAGAUGAUGACGAGGACGACGACGAAGAUGACGACGAAGAGGAGGUGGCUGACAAAUAAGCAUAACACUGAGAUAUCUAAAGUGAUUAAUAUUCAAACGCAGGCUCCACGUAAAAAUAAAUUUUUCUGCAAUAUUGGUCGGAUAUAAUUACACAUAAAAGACGGGUACUGCACGCAACCGAACAGCUUUAUGUAUUGCUUGUGCGUCUCCUUCUAAGGUAUCCGUUUUGAAAUUUCCUGAAUUUAUUUAUCUCAUCGCAAAUAGUAUUCUGCUACUAAUACUAAUACGCAGUACGUCUAGUUUGGAACGCAGUUACGUAGCUGCGUAGUUUUUCCUUAGUUAAGAAUAUUGCGGAGUUUUCCAGUAAAACUAUGACUACACAAGAAAAUUUACAUUCUCUCCCUUUCUUGGUACAAAAUGUUCCAAUGCAUCUAUGUACUUCUGGCAGAUUUGACAAGUCUAAAAAAUGUUCACGCCAACGCGAAUAAAUGAAACCAGUAAAUCUACAUUGUCGCUGUAGGCAGCCGUACGUAUUUCUACCGUUCUUGGGGGAGAUUACCUUCCACACAUCUCACAGUCCUUUAGGGAAGAGGUUCUUGGAAAAUCUCGCAUGAACGUAAGAAAUAUAUGGGCGCAGUUAAUUCAAAAGCCAACCGAUGCUGAGCACAGAAACCAUGUCAUAGAAACCGUAUUUCUGCAUACGUGACGGAAAUGAUACAAAUGCAGCGUUACAAACCGUGAGUGAACAUCAACACACUGUUGUCCAAUUAAACUGAACACCUCUUCCAGUUGUUCAGAAUUGGCGCUAACUUUUGUUUGCUUCCAUCGUAUGCCUUCAGAUUUACCAAUGUCCGCUCAAAGUGGCUUGGCAUGGUAGCGUCACUGGUGGCAGCCGUGAUGCAAGCGCAUUGCCUUCCGUGUUUUCUCUGCAUGUGCAGCUUAUUUUCGCCUGUUUCCUAUCAUCAUUCACACGUGGAGGGCAAGCACUAAUUUCCGUGGACGACAGCUUCCUGCAAGCCCAACAUGUGUCGUCGGCUUCAUUGAGCCCAGCUCGUAACAAGCAGGACCAUCACCGAAACUUCACUAGUGGCAGCAACUCGGGGCCCCCAGGUCUUCACUGAGUUUCGCCUGGGCUUUGAAAGCCCUCACGCUACAAUAAGCACGUCCACGAUGAGCCCUUUCCUGAGCGCGCUCACGGCGGCGUU